Lycium barbarum (goji berry) is the source of this 2832-nucleotide messenger RNA. RefSeq names its product protein NARROW LEAF 1-like. The record is from RefSeq and is a predicted model, not a curated record. The transcript has 7 exons. Bases 434 to 2191 code for a protein of 585 amino acids. Lineage: Eukaryota; Viridiplantae; Streptophyta; Magnoliopsida; Solanales; Solanaceae.
GUUUGGACUUUUUACUUUUUCUUCCUUUUCUUUUCUGACACCCUUCUCUCUCUCUCACACACACACAUUGAGAGACCCUCAUAGGCACGCGCGCAGAAGCACAGACAAAUAGAGCAUUGGAUUGUGAUUGAACUCCAAACUUAUAGACAUAAUGGACAUAUUCAAUUGAGGGAAACUAUUUUCUUGAAUUAAUCUGGUAGAUUAAGUGUAAAGGGGUGGACUUGUUCUUGAUUCUUGAAGUCUUUAGGGCAUGGGAAAAAAAAAAUUGUGGGGAUUUUUCAGGGACUCCAUUGUUGCUGACAGGUGCAGCUUAUUGAUUGCUUUGAUUUGUAGAAUGUUAUAAGGUGUCUCAGUAUGGAUUUGGUUGAAUUAGGGGGAGCUUGUGCAGCUAAGCAGAUGUUUUAAUGAAUGACCAGACAGGAAAGUUAAAAAUAUGGAUAGACUGGAUUUAAGAUUCAAUCACUCUGGAGGAUCUGUGCAAUCAGAGGAGUCAGCCCUGGAUUUGGAGAGAAAUUGUUUCAACCACCUUCCUUUUUCAAGUCCACCACUGCAAGCCUUUCCAUCGGCUUGUCAAGUCGCUGAGAGCAAUGCUGCCUACUUCUCAUGGCCUUGCCGCUCGGAUGCUGCUGAGGACCGGACAAAUUACUUUGGUAACCUUCAGAAGGGGGUUUUACCUGAAACCCUGGGACGGCUCCCCACGGGACCACAAGCUACAACAUUGCUUGAAGUUAUGACCAUUAGGGCAUUCCAUAGCAAUAAUUUGCGCCGCUUUAGUCUUGGUACGGCAAUCGGAUUUCGUAUCCGGCGAGGUGCUUUGACAGACAUACCAGCUAUUCUUGUCUUUGUUGCCAGAAAAGUUCACAGGCAAUGGCUUAGCCUUGUCCAAUGUCUUCCGGCUUUUCUUGAGGGACCAGGUGGUGUUUGGUGUGAUGUUGAUGUUGUGGAGUUCUCAUACUUUGGGGCACCGGCAGCAACUCCAAAGGAACAGCUAUAUGAUGAACUUGUUGAUGGUUUACGGGGAAGUGAUCCAUGCAUUGGUUCUGGUUCCCAGGUUGCUAAUCAAGAAACAUAUGGAACCUUGGGAGCAAUUGUUAGAAGUCGGACAGGAAACAGGCAGGUUGGUUUCCUUACCAAUCGUCAUGUAGCAGUUGACUUGGAUUUUCCGAGCCAGAAAAUGUUUCAUCCUCUGCCACCUAGCCUGGGUCCUGGGGUGUAUUUAGGUGCUGUGGAGAGGGCUACAUCCUUCAUAACAGAUGAUCGUUGGUAUGACAUAUUUGCUGGUACAAACCCAGAAACAUUUGUUCGAGCUGAUGGAGCAUUUAUUCCAUUUGCAGAAGAUUUUGACAUGUCGAAUGUAAGGACGUCUGUGAAAGGAAUAGGAGACAUAGGUGAUGUCAAUAAAAUAGACUUACAGUCUCCUGUUGGUAGCGUCAUUGGUAGGCAAGUGGUGAAAGUUGGAAGGAGCUCCGGUCUAACAACUGGGAACAUUAUGGCGUAUGCCUUGGAGUAUAAUGACGAAAAAGGAAUGUGUUUCUUUACAGAUUUUCUAGUUGUUGGUGAGAACCAGCAGACUUUUGAUCUUGAAGGUGACAGUGGUAGCCUCAUUCUCUUGACUAGCCCGAACGGGGAGAAGCCACAACCUAUUGGAAUAAUUUGGGGUGGAACUGCCAAUCGAGGUCGUUUGAAAUUGAAAGUUGGCCAGCCUCCUGAGAAUUGGACUAGUGGUGUUGACUUGGGGCGCCUCCUUGAUCUUCUUGAACUUGAUCUCAUUACAUCCAAUGAGAGUCUCCAAGUUGCAUUGCAAGAGCAAAUAGAUGCAUCAGCUGCGGGUAUUGGUUCUGCCGUUGGAGAGUCGUCACCAGCAGAGCGGAAUCAAUCGAAAGAUAAAGAUGACGAACACUUUGAGCCAAUCAAUUUAAACGUCCGACAAGAUCCCAUUGAUGAUGAGUCUGAUGAAGGGGUAGUUCCGCCACUCCAGCAUCGAGACGUUCACAUUCAGGGUGGAAAUAAAGCAACUCCCUGCAUUGAGCAUCAGUUUAUCCCAAGUGUCUCUGGUACUUCUCUAGUACGCAGGAAGAUUCAACAUGGAAAUGGGGAAUUGAAAAGACUCUUGGUGAUAGGAGGGUCGGAUGAAGAGAUGUAUGUUUCUUUGCAGUUAGGGGAGCGCGAAACAAAGAGAAGGAAACAAUGAUGAUUCUCAGUUUGCCAAUAGCAGCCAAAAUAAAAAGUGAAUUGCCUCAUUUUAUUUGCUUCAUUUUGUCCUUGGGAGGAUCAAUCAUGCACUGGACUGUGAGGACUUGGGGAGAUUUUGAGCUCCUAGGAGAAACGAAGCCUCCCAGUAAUGAGUAUUAUUAUUCCUUUUUUCACCUUUAAUUUAUGAAGCUACAUCUAAAGGUUAGAUAUUAAGUUGUACAAUAUGUAAGAAAUAUGUUUAGAAGGGAACUGCCAUCUAUUUUUAUCUGGUUGUAUCAUUUCUGUGAAGCUGUCAUACAAAAUCUAUGAAGUGGAGGAAGCCCCAGAAACUGUUACUAUGAUGAACUGCCAUUUGUAUCGAUCUCUUAACGCACAAGAAAGCUAAGUGAAUGUGCAACUCUCCAGGGAAGUAAUACGAAAGAAUAUUUUGAGCAACUGCAUGGAUUCAGCAGAAACUGGAUAUGUAGAAUAUGGCAUUUGGGCUUUCAAGGCAAUGAGGAAUGUAUAGCUAAAAAGUCCAUGUUCGCGUUGCUUUGGAUUAUACACCAUGAUUUAUGGAAAUUGUUCCCUUUUUAGGAUCACCAAAUUUUAUUCCUACUUUUAAACGUUAUACAAAUAUAACUUUUGAGACUGACAAAA